Messenger RNA from Sinocyclocheilus grahami, 1806 nucleotides. RefSeq lists its product as uncharacterized. Gene Ontology annotation, cellular component: membrane; extracellular region. Lineage: Eukaryota; Metazoa; Chordata; Actinopteri; Cypriniformes; Cyprinidae. The record is from RefSeq and is a predicted model, not a curated record. Gene Ontology annotation, molecular function: lipid binding. The transcript has 16 exons. Bases 211 to 1581 code for a protein of 456 amino acids. Gene Ontology annotation, biological process: lipoprotein metabolic process; lipid transport.
GCAAAGGAGGAACAUCUUAAGGAGAGUGAUGACUCUGAGCUGAAGGGAGCUUGUGGAUUCACUCCUCCUCCAGAUCUGAAGGAUGAUGACGGGUCUGAUGAGCUGAAGGGUUACAAAGCUCAAGAGUUGAAGGAAGACACAUCAGUGAAAACUGAAGCUGGACGGAGUUAUUCACCCAACAACGUUCAGAGUUCAUAUUCUAAUGGCUUUAUGAGUCCUCCUUCGUGGGAUUCAAAGGCGUCUGAUCUGGAGACAGAUCUCUUCACAGCAUCAGACAGCUAUGAGAAACAUCCGGAGAUGACAGACUGUCGACCGAAGAAAUCACUGAAGUUUAAAGUGCCUCGCAUUCAUCGCAGACAUUCAAAGAGUAUUGAAGACCCUGAGAUCAAGCAGAGCAAAUAUCGUGACGCUUCAGAGAUGAAGAAGCCUCCUCUUCUUAAAGUGCCGCCGCUGUCCCACCGAGACUCAAAGAGCUUGGAAGAUGACGAGUUCCCUCGGAAGGGUGCAGAUCUGUUCAAGGCGGGAGACGUGGAGCUGGCGGAGGACGCAGGCUGGGAGGAAUACACGCCGACUGAAGACAUGAAGGAGUUUCCUGAAGAGUUUCUGGAUCCUCCAGGGGCCACGGCUGGAGACCUGUCUGAUGCUGCUAAGGCUGAGUGGAUGUCGGCUCAGAUGGACAUGAGACGACUGAGAGUUCAAGAGGAAGAGCAGCAGCAGGAGGAAGAUGAUUAUGAAGGGGACACUGACAGUCUGAUGGAGUGGUGGAAUACAGUCGAGUUUUGGGAUGAAAUACCUGCUAAUGAGACGAUCAGCACUAAAGAAGAAGAGACCAUAUCGUUUAAAGUGGUCGCUGACAAGGUCCACCGAGGUCUCCGCGUGUAUCUGAAGCUCUUCAUGGAGCGUGCUGAGCUGCUCUACCAGCACGUGCUGAUCUUAUACGACAUCGCCGACAACCUCAGCAACUUCCACCACCGCGCUAAAAUUGCAAACAUCACGGGAGGAACGACCACAGCGGUGGGAGGAGCCGCGGCCAUCGCGGGGCUGGCGCUGGUUCCCGUCACGUUCGGAGUGUCCAUCAUCAUCUCGGCCAUCGGGCUGGGCGUCGCUACAGCGGGCGGCAUCACGGCCGCAUCCGCCACCAUCUCAGACACCAUCAACAACAUGCACGACCGUAAGAAGAUUGAACUCAUCAUUAUGGACUACGAGGCCCAGCUGGUGGAAAUGCAGCGUUGUUUGCGAUUCAUCAUUGAAGGUCUUUGUCGAUUGCGCUCUCAUCCACUGCUGCGACGGAACAACUACUACACCGGUGACUGGGAGGUACGGCGGGCCCUGCAGACCAUUAGCUUAGUUAGCGACCCGGUAGAUCGGGCGGAAGAAAUAAUUCACCACACGCUGGCCAAGUUAGCCAGUCUGCAGAAAGGAAUAGACAAGUACUUCACCAAAGACUCGAAAGAGGUGAAGAAGGGCUGUAAGAAGGAGGUGACGGCUGAAGUGCGGAGCCUGGCCAAACAGCUGCACGAAGGUUUAGCGGAGCUCAACUCCAUCAGAGAACAACUGCUCGACGCAAGUGGAAACAUCUAGUAAAUGUCACAGUUUUUGGUUGCAGCUGUCUGCGCUCCCAUUGGCUGUCGCUGCAACGCUUUGCUGCUCAUUUGCAUAAAACGGAAUGCUGAUUCUCAGCAAGUUCCAACUCUCAAUGACAUUAAAUGAAGUCCAGCUUUAUUGAUGCAAAUCGCUGUCAGUGAACGCAUCUUACAACUUAACCAUAACUGGACUCAGCUAUUGAAUUGAGUUCUCUGGGUGAUA